AUGAAACGCUUCACACUCCGUCUCGCCCCUGAAGGCGUUCAGUUCUACAACCUCGACCCUGCUGCAACAGUCACCGCUACCCGCUUUGUCACUAUCGCCGCUUGGGCUUGUAUCUGGUUCCUCGGCGAACGUUUGAGGGUCCUCUAUUCUGCUUGGCAGUUGCACGUUGAUGGGAAAGUUAGGAUUGGGACGCUUGCGAUAAUUGGCUCGUUCAAGGAGUUGCGGUAUUUGGGUGGGAAGAGGACUAGGCGAUGUGGAUUGGUCGCGUUGCUUCUCCUAAGCGCUUAUUUGAUUGAUUAUGGAGGCGGCUUAAUCCUGGUGAACACGACAAAACAAUAUGAUUCAUGCGGCAUCCACCAAUUGACGACCCUGGCUAGGCCCGUUAGCAUGCAAGGCGCCCAGUUCUACAACCACACCGACUACACCCGUGCCAUCGAGCUCCUGUACAAAUCCGCUCAGAUUCCCACAGGCGACAUCCCCGGCGUCGUGGUGCACGAUCCGACAUGGCAGUACGUCUCCAACCUAUCCGCCGGCACCAUCAAAUGCGAAGCAACCCAGACGUCGUUCAACUACAGGGGGAAUGUCUCGUUGGGCGUCCGAUCAUCCGCGUUCGCUUUCGAGGGAUUCCCGACCCAGCCCGGCCAGACGGGGCCACCGGGGUACCAAAGUGUGCAGUACCUGUUUCCCGACGUGCCGCAACCCAGCAUCCGCUACGGGAUGGGUCACGGCCGGUACAUGCAGCCCUGCGCCUCUGACCCACAGGCUCAGUGCGCGACCAACUUCGACCACCACUGCGUCGCCGCGUGGCCAGACACCCCAACCUCGUUCAAUCUCCUACUCAUCAACGUGUACAAGCAGUUCGCUGACCCGAUCAACCUCGGCCGUCUGAACGGCACCGAUCUCCGCGUGCCGUACACCCUCGAAGGCCUCGUCCCUGCCUCCCUCUGCAAAGUCUCCUUCACAAAUCCCGACGUGGUCUCCAGAUGGGGCGAGAUGAACCUCCCCUACCCAGACCGCUUCACCACCUAUGUGACCAACCAGCUCACCAAGGAAUGGGGCAUCAACGUCCGCACCGCUAUUCUGACCAACACCACCCCCCAGGAACCCAAGACGAAUCCAAUCGACCUGAUCACUCGUCUUAUUUUGACAAUCGGCACCGACCUCGCUGCCGACGACCAGACAACGUCGGCCUCCUUCUCGAUUCCCUGCUCCGUCCUCUCGUGGGUCGGCGUUCUUACCGUCGUCUUCCCCAUCAUCCUCGUGCUGCUGAUGACUUCUUACCUCGCAUACGUGCUCAUCCGUGUCGGCGUGGUCAUCAGAGAACAUUUGGAAUUAAUUCCCGUGGCGGCGUCCGAGUGGGCUGGGCUGGCGAUCAAGGAGGCGACGGGGUUGGAUAAGCGAGCAGGGUGUAAGGACGUGUUUGAAGAGCAUUGUGAGGUUUGGUUGGAGAAGACCCGGGAUGGGGUUCGGAUUAGGCGGUGGGGGGACGAGGGGAGGGUGUUAUUGAGAGGGGCCGAGCGGAAGCCUGCUCACGAGACGGAGGAGGUAUGA
This is a messenger RNA of Fimicolochytrium jonesii, 1551 nucleotides long. RefSeq lists its product as uncharacterized. Lineage: Eukaryota; Fungi; Chytridiomycota; Chytridiomycetes; Spizellomycetales; Powellomycetaceae. The record is from RefSeq and is a predicted model, not a curated record. The coding region runs from base 1 to 1551 and encodes 516 amino acids. The transcript has 2 exons.